Messenger RNA from Pectinophora gossypiella (pink bollworm), 1357 nucleotides. RefSeq names its product mediator of RNA polymerase II transcription subunit 27 (gene MED27). Gene Ontology annotation, biological process: regulation of transcription by RNA polymerase II. Lineage: Eukaryota; Metazoa; Arthropoda; Insecta; Lepidoptera; Gelechiidae. The transcript has a single exon. Gene Ontology annotation, cellular component: mediator complex. Gene Ontology annotation, molecular function: transcription coactivator activity. Bases 88 to 1008 code for a protein of 306 amino acids. The record is from RefSeq and is a predicted model, not a curated record.
UCAAUUGCUUUGCUGUUCUCCGCGUUUAUUUGUUGAAAAAAGCCGAAAACACUGAAGUUGUGAGAAAUACAAGUAUUUAGUUGCAUUAUGAAUCAAAUGGGACAACCAAUGAACCAAACUAUUAACGUGGAGCAGUUAAAUUCUGCAUUGGGCUCCCUUAGAACUUUACGAUCAAGUGUAAGUCAUGUUUUCGAGACAUUAUCAAAUGGUUUACGAGCCGAACACGGCGAAGAUGGCAAAGAUAAGUUCCUGUUAGAACUUCAAGAGCUUCUCAACAACGUUAACAUCAAUCUGCGAGACUUGGAGCAGACGGUAAAUAAUCUACCGAUACCUACCGCGCCUUUCAAUCUCGGCAACACAACUUUCCUAAGCCAGGAGACAACACAGGAUCGCCAAGCACUAUACACGCAAUUAGUAAACAGCUACAAAUGGACAGAUAAAAUCCAUGAGUAUAGCUCUUUCGCUCACACUUUAUUGAGCCAAAAUUCAUUGAAACGGUCCUAUAUAAACUCUGGUAGUACUAAACGCAGAGGUAAGCUACAGAGCAAUCACAACGUAGCUCCGAUACAGGUCGACAAUGUCAUCAACAACAUUGACCGGUCCUACAAUGACAUGAAGAUAACAAUCUCUCGCCCAUUCGCAAGUAAUGCUGUCGUCCAGAUAAACUUAAGCCAUGUGCUAAAAGCUGUUGUAGCUUUUAGAGGAUUAUUAAUGGAAUGGGUGAUGGUAAAAGGUUAUGGUGAGACACUUGACCUGUGGACCGAAUCAAGGCAUCAUGUCUUCCGUAAAGUAACAGAAAAUGCUCAUGCUGCUAUGUUGCAUUUCUACUCCCCAACAAUGCCAGAAUUAGCUGUACGGUCAUUUAUGACUUGGCUGCACAGUUAUGUGAAUCUCUUCAGUGAACCGUGUAAGAGAUGUAGCUGUCAUCUUCACCACACAUCGCUCCUACCACCGGCGUGGCGUGAUUUCCGCACGUUGGAACCUUUUCACGAUGAGUGCAAGCAAUAGUCUUUGUGGUAUUGAAUGGGAAAGCGUUAAUAGUAUUUACGGUUUCUCCUUCAAUAUUCAAUGACAUUCAAGGACUUUAAAGUGAAUUACAGUUGGAAAGUAAGGCCUAAUUUGGUUUAUCAUUUGCCAACUUAGUGCAUUGCUUUACUACAAACUGAUUGUCGAAAUAGUUUUUAAGUUAAGUAAACUAGAUUAGGUUAAAGGUUAAAAUAGUGUAUUUAUUUAUUAUCUAAUUCUAUUUUGGAUAAGAUAAUGAUUGUUUCAUAUUUGCCUGUCAACAACACUUCCCCCUCACUUUGGGUCAAAAAAAUUAUUAGAUGUCUAUUUAAUAGCAUUGUGAUUUUCAUUC